GCCCUCCUUCACCUCGAAAGCGAAUCCAUGACAUCCACUCCGCCCGGGCGCGGCGGUGGCCAGUCCCAGCCACCCAAAUACAUCAAUGACUUCAGCAAGGCGCUCGCAAACGAAGUAAAAAUCUUGCUGGCAGAAGUUGGAAAGUUGAGAGAUGAGAAACGGGCGUUGCAAUUCGAAAUCGCGGAGCUCAUGAGCAUCAAGGCGAAACACAGCAGUGCAGAGGGGAUGUAUACCGGUUGGAGACCACCACCACCCGCAGCUAUUGAGCCUCCGCCACCUGCAGAACCCGCCCCGCCACCCCCGCCUGCACCAGGUGGCUGGAGGGUAAUCCAUGCUCCUCACGUGCCCAAGCCGCGCAAGCAGAAACUUGCAUUGCCUGCUGCCCCAACACCCGCCCCGGCGCCGACCCCCGCCCCUCCUGCGGCAAAUAUGCCUGCUUGGGCCCAGUGGAGACCAAACCCACUCCUUGCGCCAGGCACGGCCGCCGGGCCGCCAGCACACACUGUUGUGCCUCCCCCACAGAGACCAGGCAUAUUUGGUCGCAUGACGCCUCCCCCAAAGUGA
This is a messenger RNA of Mycena indigotica, 564 nucleotides long. RefSeq lists its product as uncharacterized. The record is from RefSeq and is a predicted model, not a curated record. Lineage: Eukaryota; Fungi; Basidiomycota; Agaricomycetes; Agaricales; Mycenaceae. The coding region runs from base 28 to 564 and encodes 178 amino acids. The transcript has 6 exons.